CUCAACCCCGAUAAUGUUUCCGCUCCUAUGAAACCAACAUAUUCGCACGUCUGCAUCGCGCCUCUCGGCCCCGCAAAGCUUGUCUCAAUCGCGGGUCAAAUUGGCAUGGAUGGAACGGGGGAAGUGCCGUCUUCCUUCACUGAACAAGUUCGAGUUGCGUUGGAAAAUUUGAAAAAAUGUCUUGCUUCAGCAGGCGCCAUGCCCAAGGAUAUUGUCAAAGUGACGCAGUUCGUCGUAAAUUUAGAUGCGACAGAGUCAACAAGAGGAAAUUUGUGGUUGGAGUUUGUCGGAGAGCAUAGACCGCCGAGUACUUUGGUUGGCGUGGCGGCUUUGGCAAGUCCUGAGUUGCUGUAUGAAGUCGAGGCAACGGCUGUGGUG
Messenger RNA from Lindgomyces ingoldianus, 378 nucleotides. Its product is annotated as YjgF-like protein. The annotation marks the transcript as partial. NCBI's taxonomy places the organism in Eukaryota, Fungi, Ascomycota, Dothideomycetes, Pleosporales, Lindgomycetaceae. The transcript has a single exon. The record is from RefSeq and is a predicted model, not a curated record.